GAUACGGAGAAUGAAUUUCAAUGUUCCGUAGUAUCCACAAGCGGGAGAGACGAUCGUUUUCGAACAGGGUGUUGGCCCGUCGAUUUCAAGCUUUCGCUUUUCAUCGUACAACCGAGAGUUCGCCGAGAGGCCGAGUUUUACUACGUGCCUGCGGAAGUGUUGCGCGUGUGUACACUCACCGACAAAGCCACGCUGCUGCCCCUCCUUGGUGAAGUACCAAUACGCACGCGGGCAAGAUGGCCGCGUAUACCUUGUGCUCGUCGAUUGGACGCGUCUGUUUUUAUCUGUGCCUCCUUAGAGCGACGGUAUCAUGUCAGGAACAGAUAUCGCCGGGUAGUCGGUAUUACAGUCGCGAUGGUGUGUACGUGCCUCCAAACAGUCCGGAUCGCAGAACCGACACUUAUGUUUACAAAGAUAGGAGGUACGGAUAUCGUCCUAGUUACCUGGACCCUGUUUACAGAGGAGCUACCAAGGCGCCAGACACUCGGUACCUCUACGAAGACACGACCUCGAGACUCCCUCUACCUGGGAUAUUAGGCGGCUGGCGAGAGGAUCUCCAAGGGAGAGAAAGGUCUGACUCAAAAAAUCUAGACAGAGACGUGACCGUGAUCACAGCCUAUGGACAAGUGCAAGGAUUCAAAGUUCACUUGUACGAUGAUCCGCAAGCAAGGCACAGGCCCUGGAGUUUGCCAGUUGAAAGGGUUACCAAGCACGUCAACGUAUUUCUUGGUAUUCCUUAUGCCAUGCCACCGACGAAGGAAGGUAGAUUUAAACCGCCUAGGCCUCACAGAGGUUGGCAGUUGUUGCAAGCUGUUGACUGGGGACCAGCUUGCCCUCAGCCCAGCGCGUACACUGGCGCCACCAAAGGAAUCCGCGACGUGGACGAAGAUUGCUUGUACUUGAACGUUUUUACGCCAGACAUCAGCUUUGGUUUAGCUCAGCCAUACCCAGUGAUGUUCUACAUUCACGGCGGAGAGUUUACCCGUGGGGCUAGCAACUUAUUCCCAGCUCACAUGCUGGCUGCAUUUUACAACGUGGUCGUUGUUUCUAUCAACUACCGGUUAGGAGCUCUAGGAUUUUUAAGUACUGGAGAUGAGAAUAGCCCUGGAAACUAUGGAAUUCUGGAUCAAGCUAUGGCAUUGAGGUGGGUGUACGACAAUAUCAGAGCCUUCAAUGGCAAUCCUGAUGCAAUUACUCUCUUUGGGCCUGGUGCCGGUGCAGCAAGUGCUGGAUUGUUGAUGGUCGCACCUAAAACCAGGCAAAUGGUGUCGAAAGUGAUAGCUCAGUCAGGUUCCGCGUUGGCGGAUUGGGCAGUUAUAGUGGAUAAGUACAGGGCGCAAAAUACGUCCAGAGUAUACGCAGAAUCAUUAGGCUGUAGCAUAGAAAGCAGCUGGAAAUUGGUGCAGUGCUUGAGGAAUGGUAGAUCUUUCUUCGAGCUGGGUAAUUCCGAAUUGAAGCCACAUAUUGGUACGUUCCCUUGGGCUCCUGUGUUGGAUGUUAAUUUUACAGUACCAAGUGACAAUUGGUACGAGGACUGGAGAGCAGCAGAUUGGCGUUUCUUUGCAGAGACACCAGAACAAAGCAUAAAAAGUAAUAAGUUUGUGGACAACUUAGCAUAUAUGGCUGGUGUGACUACUCAGGAAGCUGCAUUCCUUAUAUAUAACAAUGCAACAUUAGCCAGAAAUCAAUAUAUCAUAGAUUCGGAAUUAUUCGACCAAAAAGUCUGGGAACUUGUUCUCCAAUAUAAUUAUACUCUAAAUCCUCAAGGAGUUUACGAGGCUAUAAAGUAUAUGUACACAUACUGGCCAGACCCGAAAAACAUAACUCACAUUCGCGAUCAGUAUAUCAAUCUUUUGUCUGAUUUUCACUAUGUUGCUCCCUUCGACAAAAUAGCAAAAUUAUUGGUAGAGAAACGUGUACCUACAUAUUUGUACGUGCUAAACACAACAGUGGAGGCAUUGAGAUUACCACAGUGGCGAAGUGUUUCUCACAACACUGAACUUCUUUGGUUAACAGGAGCACCUUUCAUGGACAUUGAAUUUUUCCCUCAAAAGUGGAACUUGAAACGAGAUAUGUGGACGGAUAAUGAUCGCAAUAUGAGCCAUUUUUUCAUGAAAGCGUACGCAAAUUUUGCAACGUACGGAAACCCUACACCAUCGCAAAUUUUAGGCUUGCACUUUGAUGUUGCCAAGCCUGGACAGUUGCGGUAUCUAAACAUCAAUACUACUUACAACAGCUCAAUAUUACUGAACUACCGACAAACUGAAAGUGCCUUCUGGUCUAUGUAUUUACCAACCGUUAUUGGUCGUCUGGUACCUACGUAUCCACCAGUUACUGAAUAUUGGUGGGAGCCGAAACAACCCCUGCAAAUUGCUUUCUGGUCGGUUUCUACUGCGUGCCUGUUAUUAAUCGUGCUUUCCGUAGUGUGCUGUAUGCUUUGGCGCAAUGCCAAAAGACAAUCUGACCACUACUAUAGCGGAGACAUCCUCAUGGUGCGAGACGACGAACCCUCGGAGGGAAUCGAGAAUAUGACUCGCGCCUCGAAAGAAAACAUCCACGAGUAUCGUGACACACCACCGGUCAGAUCUAGAAUACCACGGCAGAAUGAAGCGAAGCUUCAGGAACGAUUGGCGCAUAAUCGCAAAUUUAGCUCUACCCCGUCGCUGAGGAGCAACUCCAACAUCUCGCUGAAAGAUAUGCGUACGGAAGGAUUUGUUACCAGUUCACCAAAUGGACAACCUAGAUUAAGCAAAGCUAUGAGCCAGUCUUCAAUAGCCAAAACUAAAAGCAAGACGCAUUUAGUUCAAGGUGUCCCACAAACAGCUGUAUAAUAUCUUUCUUUUUUUUCUUCUUAAAGUAUUAUUUGUUUUCUA
Frieseomelitta varia is the source of this 2873-nucleotide messenger RNA. It is a transcript of the gene Gli, whose product is annotated as cholinesterase. The transcript is spliced from 9 exons. The coding region runs from base 237 to 2831 and encodes 864 amino acids. Lineage: Eukaryota; Metazoa; Arthropoda; Insecta; Hymenoptera; Apidae. The record is from RefSeq and is a predicted model, not a curated record. Gene Ontology annotation, cellular component: tricellular tight junction; cell surface; septate junction.